Molecule: messenger RNA, 15061 nt
Organism: Astyanax mexicanus (Mexican tetra)
Lineage: Eukaryota; Metazoa; Chordata; Actinopteri; Characiformes; Acestrorhamphidae
Gene: ryr2b
Product: ryanodine receptor 2b (cardiac)
Exons: 103
Coding region: 56-14794 (4912 amino acids)
Biological process (GO): intracellular calcium ion homeostasis; calcium ion transmembrane transport
Cellular component (GO): Z disc; sarcoplasmic reticulum membrane; sarcolemma
Molecular function (GO): protein binding; calcium ion binding; ryanodine-sensitive calcium-release channel activity
Source: RefSeq, a predicted model, not a curated record
AGUGCAUGGUUCACUCUUACCUGACCUCACCACCCAGUAGUACUUAUCAGAGAUCAUGGGAGCCACAGAGGGAGAAGAGGACUUCCAGUUUCUCCGGACGUCAGAUGAGCUGGUGUUGCGAUGCUGCUCAUCUGUGCCGCUCCAGCAGAAGCUGUGUUUGGCAGUGGAGGGCUUCGGCUGCCGUCUCUGCUUCCUUGAGUCCACAUCCAACUCGAAGAAUGUUCCGGCUGACCUGUCUCGCUGUGUGUUUGUGCUGGACCGGUGUGUGUCCGUCCGUGCACUGCAGCAAAUGAUUGCCAACCAUGAGGACCUACAAAUCAAGUCUUCAGAAGCUGCUGGUCGUCGCACUCUCCUUUAUGGUCAGGCACUUCUACUAAGACACGCGCUCAGCGAUAUGUAUCUGAGCUGUCUAUCCUCCUCUGGACUCUCCGCUGAUAAACUGGCAUUUGACGUUGGACUUCAGGAAGAUGUAGAAGGUGAGGCCUGUUGGUGGACGGUCCACCCUGCUUCCAAGCAGAGGUCAGAAGGUGAGAAAGUACGGGUGGGUGAUGACCUCAUUUUGGUCAGCGUCUCUUCUGAAAGAUACCUGCAUGUCUCGUGGAGUGCGGGAGUGUGUGAUGAUGCUGGGGUCAGCAGUGUGGAUGCAGCAUUUCAGCAGACUCUGUGGAGUGUGGCUCCGGUCUCCUCCGGCACUGCUGAAGCUCAGGGCCACCUGAGAGGAGGGGACACCCUGCGACUGCUGCACGGCCACACAGAUGAGUGUCUGACCAUUCCACCUGCUGGACGUGGAGAGGAGCAGCGCAGAUCUGUUCAUUUUGAAGGCGGCUCUGCAUCAUCACAAGCUCGUUCUCUCUGGAGGGUUGAGAUGUUGUGCGUCUCCUGGAGUGGAAGUCACACUCGUUGGGGGCAGUCGUUCCGUUUGCGUCACGUCACCACAGGGAGAUAUUUAGGUCUGUUAAGGGAUGGAGGAUUACAGCUAGUGGAGAGAGAGCAGGCAGACAUCAAAUCCACUGCUUUCUGUCUCCGUCCAGCUAAGGAUGCUGGCCAGGAGUAUGUGGACGUCGUCAGAAAGAGAGAGGGAAUGGGGGCACCUGAGGUCAAAUACGGAGACUCUGUUUGCUUUGUUCAGCAUGUUGACACCUGCCUGUGGCUCACCUACCAGACCAGUGAUUUAAAGAGAAGGAAAGAAGAGAAGGGGCUGCAUAAACAGGCCAUUCUGCAUUCAGAGGGGCACAUGGACGAUGGGCUCACGCUCUCGCGCUCCCAGAGGGAGGAGUCUCAAGCUGCUGGUCUCAUACGCAGCUCCGCCUUCCUUUUUUCAAGCUUUAUAAGGGGAUUGGACGAGAGGGCUAACAUUUCAUCCUCAGAGCUCCAAAUUGACAGAUUGAGUCUGAGCUUGCAGGACUUGAUUAGAUACUUCCGUUCCCCUGGAGAAGGUCAGGGUCAUGAGGCGAAGCAGAGCAGCAUCAGAGCACUGAAGAACAGACAGCACCUGUUUCAGGAAGAGGGUAUCAUUACUCUGGUUCUGGACUGCAUUGAUCACCUGCAUCUGUACAGCAGCGCAGCACAUUUUGCCAGGGUUGCUGGGAAAGAGGCAGGAGAUGCAUGGGAGGCAAUUCUGAGCUCACUCUAUGAGCUUCUGGCCGCCCUGAUCCGAGGCAAUCGAAACAACUGCUCCCAGUUCUCCACCUCUCUAGACUGGCUGGUCAGCAGAUUAGAGAAGCUGGAGGCUUCCACUGGAAUCCUAGAAGUGCUGCACUGUGUGUUAAAGGAGAGUCCAGAGGCCUUGAAUUUCAUCAAAGAGGGUCACAUCAGAUCUAUCAUCUCACUGUUAGAUAAACACGGACGCAACCCGAAGAUCCUGGACGUUCUGUGUUCGCUGUGUGUAUGUCAUGGAAUGGCGGUUCGCUGUAACCAGAACCUGAUCUGUGACGCACUUCUGCCCGAGAGAGACUUGCUGCUGCAGUCACGACUCGUCAACCAGGUCACCAGCAUCCGUCCAAACAUCUACCUCUGCAUGGGCGAUGACUCCGCUCAGCACAGGAAAUGGUACUAUGAGGUGGUGGUGGAAAAGGCGCAGCCUUUUGUAACAGCUGAACCUACUCACCUGAGAGUGGGCUGGGCCUGCACUGCAGGGUACCGCCCUUCUCCGACAGGAGGUCAUGGCUGGGGGUCAAAUGGAGUAGGGGAUGACCUCUGCUCCUAUGGAUUUGAUGGACUGCAUCUGUGGACAGGAGGCACUGGGCGAAGAGUGAGCUCACUCAAUCAGCACCUUCUGAGAGAGGACGAUGUCAUCAGCUGUUGCCUUGACCUUUCCGCUUCCUGCAUCUCCUUCCGGGUCAACGGGCAGCCGGUGCAGGGCAUGCUGGAGAACUUCACAGCUGAUGGGCUGCUGUUUCCAGUGGUGAGCUUUUCAGCUGGAGUCAGGGUGCGUCUGCUCUUCGGAGGAAAGCAGGGAGAGUUUAAGUUUCUGCCCCCUAGUGGAUUCUCACCAUGCGCUGAAGCCUUGCUCCCCGGGGGGCGCUGUAGAUUGGAGCUGUGUGAAGAGUUCACUCGAUUUCAAGGCAGUGGCCAGUGUGACCUCUUAGGCCCUACAGUGCCACUCGGCCCAGUGAUCUUUACCCCAACACCAGUGGACACCAGUCAGUUGGUGUUACCUCCCCAGCUGGAGCUGAUCAGAGAGCGUCUUGCUGAAAACCUUCAUGAGCUCUGGCUCCUGGACAAGAUCGAGCAGGGAUGGACCCAUGGACCAGUCAGAGAUGACAGUAAAAAGGUUCACCCUGGACUUGCUGAGUUUUCCAAACUUCCAGAACAAGAGAGGCAGAGCAACCUGCAGGCCGCUGAAAACACCAUCAGGACCCUCUUGGCCCUUGGUGCCCAUAUCGGGCUGUCUGAGGACCACGCUGAGGAGAAUGUGAAAUACGUCAGGCUCUCAAACAAGUAUGAGUUGUGCAACGGCUACAGACCUGCUCCAGUAGAUCAGUCUGGAAUAUCCCUGUCCGCUGGCCAGGAGGCUUUGGUGGAGGCGCUGACUGAGAACGAGCACAACCUGUGGGCCAGAGAGCGCAUCAGACAGGGUUGGAGCUACGCAACACAACUGGAUGUUAAGGGUAAAAGGAGUCCCCAGCUGGUGCCGUUUUCUCUGCUAGAGGAGAGAAUUAAGUGCUGCAGUAGAGAGGCAGCGAGGGAUGCCUUGGGGACUCUGCUUGGACUUGGAUACGCUGUAGAGUCAACAGAACACCAGCAAGCUCUUACAGGCCCUGAAGUGAAAACUGCAGGUGAGGAGACGUUUCGGAUCUUCCGUGUGGAACACUCCUUUGCUGUCUGGGAUGGGAAGUGGUAUUUUGAGUUUGAGGUGGUCACUGAUGGAGAGAUGAGUGUGGGCUGGGCACAGCCUGGCAGUAAACCGGAUGUGGAGCUGGGCUCAGAUGACCAGGCCUUUGUGUUUGAUGGCUGUAAGGGUCAGUGGUGGCAUGGCAGUGCCGUGAGACUAGGUCGUCCCUGGCAGGAGGGGGAUGUGAUUGGCUGUUUGUUGGAUUUAUCUCAGAAGACCAUGAUGGUCACUCUAAAUGGAGAGCUUCAGCUGAACAGCAGUGGCUCUGAGAUCGCUGCAAAAGACUUCAGUGUAUCUGGUGGUUUCCUCCCUGUGUGUAGUUUGGGUGUGAACCAAGUGGGACGUCUGAAUUUAGGCCGGCAGUUUGACUCGCUGAAAUACUUCAGUGUUUGUGGGCUCCAGGAAGGGUACCAGCCUUUCGGCCUCAACAUGAGUAGAGACCUUCCUCUGUGGAUGAGCUGGAAGGAACCCAUGUUUGUUUCUAUACUGGAGGACCACACUUCCAUACAGGUGACCCGCACUGAUGGAACAGCAGACUGCCCCCCAGCUCUGAGGGUCUCCCAGAAGUCAGUGGUGGCGCCAGACAGCACUGCAGUAGAGUUCUAUCGUCUGAGCAUGCCCAUAGAGUGUGCGCAGGUGUUCUCGAAACCUGCAGAGGGCGCUGUUCCUGCCAGCAGCAGCGUGAUCUGCCACGCCCGAGAGCUGGACGAAGGGGAGGUGGACUCUGACUUUGAGGUGCUGAUGAAGUCGGUGCACAGGUACACAGGAAGCAGGGAUGAGCUGAACAACCACAAGGACCACACCCAGGAGAAACCCUCCAAACUCAAACAACGGUUUCUUUUGAAGAAGAAGCCAGAGUUGAACACUAGUGGCUCCUCAGCACGGUUACUGGAGGAGGUGCUGGCAAUCGAGAGGGAUGACUGUAACCAACUUACAGGCUGCACUAAGUACUACUAUUCUUUAAAGAUCCUAAAUGGCCAAGAGCCGUCCUGUGUUUGGGUUGGCUGGAUUACCUCAACCUUCCACCCUCCUGAGCAACCCUUUGACCUGGAAAAAGUUCACACUGUGAUGGUUACACUGGGAGAUGACUGGGGCAAGGUCCUUGAGAGUGUCAGGCGCAGUUGCUGUUACAUGGUUUGCGCAGCAGCAGAGGGCAGCAGUCUCUCUCACAGUCGCAGUAGCAGUGGACUGGAGAUUGGCUGUCUGGUCGACACAGCGACUGGACUUCUUACCUUCACCGCUAAUGGAAAAGAUAUGGAAACCUUUUUCCAGGUGGAGCCAGGCACCAAGCUGUUCCCAGCUGUUUUUGCCAAAGCAACCAGUUUAGAUGUCUUCCAGUUUCAGCUUGGACGGAUCAAGGGUGUACUUCCACUGUCUGCUGGGAUGUUCCGGAGCGAGAGGAAUAAUGCAGUGCCUCAGUGUCCACCCAGGCUGUCCGUGCAGCGCCUGACCCGUGCAAGAUGGGCCCGAUUACCUGACCACAGUCCACAUGUGCAGCUGACUCGACUAGGGGAGGGCCACGGUUGGAGAGCACAGUGCACCGACAGUCUGCAGGUCAUGACCCUGUAUAUCCCGGAGGAGGAGAGGUGUCUUGACAUUCUAGAACUCUCCGAACUCGAGCACCUCCUCAAGUUCCACGAACACACACUCAACCUCUACUCUGCCCUCUGUGCCCAUGGAAACCUACAUGUAAGCCAUGCCCUGUGCAGCUACAUCGACCAAUCACAGCUCCUCUUUGCCCUGCAGUGUCCUAGAAUGCCUGGCACCCUGCGAGAGAGUUUCUACAACCUUUUAACCAGUGCCCACCUCAGUGCCCAUGCCAGUGCUCAACAGGCCACCACUCACGAGUACAUCGUGCCCAUGACCGACGCCACACGGAGCAUUGCCCUCUUUAAAAGUGACGGCAAACGCCACAGCCUCCCAGGAAGUGACAUCAGCACCUCGCUACGACCCAGAAUGCACUUCUCCUCACCUUGUUUUAUCAGCUCUAGCAACCCUAUCCAGGCUGGCAGUCCUCCAGGGUUUCCACUGGACAUCCUGAAGGGUGUUACCACAGCCAUGCUGGAGGAGGCGGUGCACGCAGUGGGGCAGAGUGUGAGAGAUCCUAUAGGGGGCAGCAUAGAGCUGCUGCUCGUUCCUCUCCUCCAGCUGCUCCACACACUGCUCCUCAUGGGUGUGUUUCAGGGCUCCGAUCUGAGACGUGUGCUUUCACUCAUUUUACCCUCUGCCUAUAUGGGAGAAAACGACAUGGAAAGAUGGGCGGAUGGAGAUGAAGAAGGUAGAGAUGGUGAGAAAAAAGACGAGGACAAGGAGAGAUGGGUCAGUGUUCCUCUUCUGGAGCUACAGAUGAAGCUUCCAGAGGCAGUGAAACUAAAGCUGUGUCACCUGCUGCAGUACCUGUGCGACUGUCAGGUUCGGCACAGGGUUGAGGCUGUGUUGGCGUUCUCCGAUGACCUUGUGGAUCAUCUCCAGGAUAACCAGCGCUACCGUUACAACGAGGUCAUGGAGGCACUCAACAUGUCGGCGGCUCUCACCGCUCGCAAGACCAAGGAGUUCCGCUCUCCACCUCAAGAACAGAUGAACAUGUUGCUGAAUUUCCAGGAGAGUCAGCAGGAGUGUCCAUGUCCUGAGGAGAUCAAAGACCUCCUCUGGGACUUUCACAUAGACCUGAGGAGACACUGUGAAGUUGAGGUUGAGGAUGAAGACCAGGCCACUAAAGAUGAGGUGGAUCCACCUAAUAGGUAUAGGUUGAAAGGCCUGGUGGAUAGAAUCGUUCGCCUAAAGCGGAGGAUGUCUGGAAUUGUGGAAGAGGAUAUUGUGACUAAGUCAGUCUCUCUUCAGCAGCUGAUCUCAGACACCAUGCUGCGCUGGGCUCACGAAGGGCUGCUGGAGAAUCCCACUCUGGUACGGGCUGCUUUCAGUCUGCUGCAGUGGCAGUACGCCGGACUAUCCGGACAGAUGGCCGCCCCACUCCGCAAAGCCUACUGCAUCAGCCAGAGCUCUGUAGAGGACACCCUGUACCUGCAGGAGGCGCUAGGGAGAAUCCGCUCUCUGCUCAGGGCCAGAAUGGGCAGAGAAGAAGAGGAACUCAUGAUUCGAGGACUUGGUGACAUCAUGAAAAACAAGGUGUUCUACCAGCAUCCGAACCUGAUGAGGGCUCUGGGAAUGCAUGAGACUGUCAUGGAGGUGAUGGUCAAUGUCCUUGGUGCAAGAGAGUCCAAGGAAAUCAUGUUUCCAAAGAUGGUGGCCCACUGUUGCAGAUUCCUGUGCUAUUUCUGCCGGAUCAGCCGACAUAACCAGAAGGCCAUGUUCGAUCACCUCAGCUACCUCCUGGACCACAGCAGCGUGGGACUUGCAUCCCCCUCCAUGCGAGGCUCCACCCCCCUGGACGUAGCUGCAGCUUCAGUCAUGGACAACUAUGAACUGGCACUGUCCCUCACAGAAGCAGACCUGGAGAAGGUGGUGCAGUAUUUGGCAGGCUGUGGUUUGCGUAGUUGUUCUCUACUGGUCUCCAAAGGCUACCCAGACAUCGGUUGGAAUCCUGUGGAAGGAGAGAGAUACUUGGACUUCCUGCGAUUUGCUGUCUUCUGUAAUGGUGAAAGCGUAGAGGAGAAUGCUUAUGUGGUGGUGAGGCUCCUGAUUCGUCGACCUGAGUGCUUUGGACCCGCCCUGCGAGGGGAGGGGGGAGAUGGACUCUUGGCAACAAUGGAGGAGGCCAUCAGGAUUUCUGAGGACCAGAAUAGAGACGGGUCUUCCAGGGUGUAUUACUCUAGUAGUACCCUGGAUACUCUGGAUGACGAGGACGAUGACAUCAUCCACAUGGGGCACGCCAUAAUGACCUUCUACUCAGCCCUCAUUGACCUGCUGGGCCGCUGUGCCCCUGAAAUGCAUCUUAUAGAAGCCGGUAAGGGUGAGGCUGUUCGUAUCAGAGCGAUCUUGAGGUCUUUGAUUCCUGUGAAGGACCUGGAGGGAGUGAUCAGCAUCCCGUUCUCCCUCCCCUUUGUGGACACAGAUGGUUCUGUGAUGGAGCCAGACAUGUCCAGGCUUUUCUGUCCAGACCAUAAAGCAGCCAUGGUGCUGUUUCUGGACCGGGUCUAUGGAGUCCAGGACCAGAACUUUCUGCUUUGUUUACUUAAGAACGGCUUCCUUCCUGACCUGAAAGCUGCUGUUACAAUGGAUACUUCUGGUUUGGGUGGUACAGACAUGGCUCUGGCUCUGAACCGCUACGUGUGCGUGGCUGUGCUGCCGUUUCUGAGUAAGAACUCGUCCUUGCUGUGCGACCCCACUCCUGUACAGACGACUGCAGUGGAUGCUCUCCUGCAGGAGCUCUACAGCCUCUCUAAAGCCAGCGGCCUCACUAAAGCCCAGAGGGACUCUAUCCAGGACUGCUUGCUCUGUGUUUGUGGAAAACUGAAGCCCUCCCUGGUACAGCCUCUGCUGCAGAACCUUGUGCUGGACGUUCCUCAGCUGACAGAGAACACCAAGAUGCCUCUUAAGUUGUUGACCAACCAUUAUGAGCACAGCUGGAAGUACUACUGCAUGACCGGGGCACAGGGCGGCUCUGGGUCUGCCUCGGAGGAGGAGCUUCAGCUCAGCAGGAAGCUUUUUUGGGCUGUUUUUCGAGCUCUAUCCAAAAAGUCUUUUGCAGCAGAUUUGUUUGAGCUGACAUUAGGCUGCCUCAGUGCUGUUUCUGGAGCCAUUCCCCCAGACCACACUGACCCCAGCUAUGCUGGAGGGCUGGAGGGGAACUCCUCACUGGACUCAGAGGGACGGUUCUGCCCUCAGCCUCUGGACACCUCCAACGUGAUCGUGCCAGAGACGCUGGACUAUGUGGUGAAUAAGUAUGCAGAACACACUCAUGAGAAGUGGUCACUGGAGAAGUUUGCCAGUGGUUGGGCUCAUGGGGAGCAGAAGUGUGAGAGCUCUAAAGUUCAUCCUCUCCUGAAGCCCUACAGAGCCUUAUCUGAGAGGGACAAAGAAAGCUACAGAGGAGCCAUUAAGGAGACUGUGAAGAGCAUGCUGGUAUUGGGAUGGACCAUCGAGAGGACGAAGGAAGGAGAGGCAAGGGGUCUGCAUAACCUAGCCAGGAGGAUCUCACAGUCUGGGCAGCUCUCCUUUGAAGGAACCUCCACAUUCAGCCCUAAACCUGCAGACACCAGCUGCAUCACACUGACCUGGGAUCAGUAUGCUAUGGCUGAGCAGCUAGCGGAGAACUACCACAACAUCUGGGCCAAGAGGAAACUACAGGAGCUGCAGGCUAAAGGAGGGGGCAGUCACUCACUUCUAGUGCCGUACGAGGUCCUGAGUGCCAGAGAAAAGAGCCGAGUGCGAGAGCGAGCUCAGGAUGUGCUUAAGUUCUUCCAUAUGAUUGGGUACACAGUGUGGAGGGAACAAACGCCUGCAGACACAGACUCUCCUGCCACUGCCAGUCGCUUUGCCUACUGUCUGCUCCAGCAGGCCCUGUCCAUCACUGACCAGGCACAGGAACAGAUGCUGGAGCUGGAGGUUGUGCAGGCUAGAGGGCAAAUGGGAAGGACAGAAAAGAUUCCUCAUGAACAACAGAUCUUCUUUUUCACCAAGGUGUUGUUGCCUCUAAUCGAUCAGUAUUUUAAGAACCACCACAUCUACUUCCUGUCCAGAACUCUGUGUUCCCUCAGUAGCAGUGCUCAUGCCUCUAUUAAAGAGACAGAGAUGGUCACAAGUUUGUUCUGUAAACUUGGAGCCCUGACCAGGCGUAGGAUUUCUCUUUUUGGUAAGGAUGCUCAGUCAGUGGUGAGCUGCCUGCAGAUUCUUGCACGCUCUCUUCAGCACAGGGCAGUGAUAAGGACGCCGGGGGAGAGUGUGCAGUCAGCCCUGUGCGUGUUUUUUAAGGAUGCAGAGGUGGAUUUGGAGCUGGCUGUGGAGAGUGUAAAUGCGGGGCCGUACGGUCAGAGCAGGUCCCAGGCCAGAGGAGAUGCUGAACUGCUGACCUACAUAACCACUGCACUCAUUCCAGUACUGACCGCCCUGUUUCAGCAUACUGAACACUGCCACAGCUCAGAGCAACUGAUGGUGGGUGAAGUGCGGGGCUGCUGUUACCGCAUCCUUUGCAGUCUCUACACUCUUGGCACAUGUAAUCACUCUUUUAUGGAAAGGCAGAGGCCGGUUCUGGGGGAAUGCCUUGCUGCUUUAUCAGCUGCUUUUCCAGUGUGUUUCCUGGAGCUGUCGCUUACCACGAGCAGUGAUGAAGAGAGAGAAGCAGCUGAUAUGCUGUGCACAAGCCUCCCCUCCCUGCAGGACGCGUUCUCUGAGGUCGAGGAUCUGGCCGAGGCCGGGUCUGCUGCUCGUCACGCCGCUCUGUCCAGGGUUAUGGAGGUCACUCUGCCGCUGCUGUGCAGCUAUGUGUGCCGGUGGGGAGAAGCGGCUGACCCGGGUUCUUCUGAGCUGGAUGGGUCGUGCUCUUCUGUUACCACUCGAGACACCAACGUCCUCCUAGGACAAGCCCUGUCCAUCAUCCAGAGCCAGCUGGGCACACCUGACUGCAGCUGGAUAAAGCGAAUCGCAGUGUUCGUUCAGCCUCUUGUUUGUAAGUCGGAGCCCCGCCUCCUGAAGAGCCACUUCUUGCCUCUGAUGGAAAAGCUAAAGAAGAGGGCGGAGUCUGUGCUGCAGGAAGAGGAGCGCAUGAAGACCGAGGGGUGUAGUGAUCUUGCAGAGGCAGAGCUCGCAAUCCAGAGCAAAUUUACAGUGAUGGUGCAAGAUCUGUAUGCUUUUUACCCUCUACUCAUCCCAUUUGUAGACAAUCACAGAAUGAGCUGGCUGAGAGAGAUGAAUGAAGAGGCUGAGAGGCUUUUCUUCCUGGUGGCCGAGGUUUUCAUUUUCUGGGCCAAAUCUCACAACUUCAAGUGGGAGGAGCAGAACUUUGUGGUCCAGAAUGACAUCAACAACUUGAACUUUCUUGUUGGUGGUGGGAGGAGCCAAAAGGGUGGAGUGGCUGAAGAUGAGAGGAGGAGGAUGAAGAGGAGCAAAGAUGAGCGGUACUCCGCACACACCUCGCUGAUCGUGGCCGCUCUGAAGAAGCUCCUGCCUGUUGGUUUAAACCGAUGUUGCCAUGACGAUCGGGACCUGGUUGCUGUGGCAAAGGGACGGUUCUCUGAGAAAGACACAGAGGAGGAAGUGCGAGCGUGCGUCCGCUACAACCUGCAGGAGGAGAUUACUGAUGGAUUGGCAGAUUCGCUGCGUGUUGAGAGGGUUCUCACCAUUGCUCGUGUCCUUUUCUUCCUGGAGCAGGUGGAGCAUCCUCAGAGGAGUAAGAGGGCAGUGUGGCAAAAGCUGCUGUCCAAGCAGAGGAAGAGAGCAGUGGUGGCCUGUUUAAGGAUGACCCCUCUCUACAACCUGCCCAGGCACAGAGCAGUGGGCUUGUUUCUUCUGGGCUACAGGAAGAUCUGGGUGGAAGCCGAAGAGGAGGACUGUGAGAACAAGCUAAUUGAAGAUUUAGCUAAAACCACAGGAAUUGGAAUGUUGGAGGAGGGAAGGAGAGAAGGAAUGAAGGAGAAGGAAAAGAUUGACCCUCUUCAUCAGCUCAUCACCUUCUUCCGUCAAAGUGCACAGACAGAGAGACGCAAAUUGGACGAGGACACUCUGUACCUGGCCUAUGCUGACAUCAUGGCCAAGAGCUGCCAGAAUGAUGAUGGGGAUGAUAAUGAUGAAGAGGUGAAAUCUUUUGAGGAGAAGGAGCUUGAAAAGCAGAGGCUGUUGUUCCAACAAGCCAGACUACACGAUCGUGGAGCUGCAGAGAUGGUCCUCCAGAAACUCAGCGGCAGCAGAGGCACUAUGGGCCUGAUGGUGGCGUCCACUCUUAAACUUGGAAUAGCAAUCCUGAAUGGAGGGAACACUGCUGUACAGCAGAAAAUGCUGGACUACCUAAGAGAGAAGAGGGACGUGGGAUUCUUUCACAGCCUGGCCGGCCUCAUGCAGUCCUGCAGUGUGUUGGAUCUGAAUGCUUUCGAGAGGCAGAUCAAAGCAGAGGGUUUAGAAGUGGCAGCUAAAGACAGCGCAGGUGAUAAAGUGAUGGCAGAUGAACAGCUGACAUGCGACCUCUUCCGAUUUCUCCAGCUGCUUUGUGAAGGACAUAACGCAGGUUUUCAGAAUUAUUUGAGGACUCAGACUGGAAACAACACCACAGUCAAUAUCAUCAUCUCCACUGUGGACUACCUACUCAGAGUACAGGAGUCCAUAAGCGACUUCUACUGGCAUUACUCUGGAAAGGACGUGAUUGACGAUCAUGGCCAACGCAACUUCUCCAAAGCCAUAAGAGUGGCCAAGCAGGUCUUCAACACACUGACGGAGUAUAUUCAGGGUCCAUGCACUGGAAACCAGCAGAGUCUGGCUCAUAGUCGUCUGUGGGACGCUGUGGUGGGAUUCUUGCACGUCUUCGCUCACAUGCAGAUGAAACUGUCUCAGGACUCCAGUCAGAUUGACCUGCUAAAGGAGUUGAUGGAUCUUCUUAAAGACAUGGUGGUGAUGCUUCUGUCUUUGCUUGAAGGUAAUGUGGUCAACGGAAUGAUUGGCAAGCAGAUGGUAGACAUGCUAGUGGAGUCCUCAAGCAACGUCGAGAUGAUCCUCAAGUUCUUUGACAUGUUCCUGAAGCUCAAAGAACUUGUUUCUUCCGAUGCCUUCAAAGAAUAUGACCCGGAUAGGCAAGGGCUGAUCUCCAAGAAGGACUUCCAGAGGGCCAUGGAGGGCUACAAGCGCUACACACCGUCUGAGACUGAGUUUAUUCUCUCCUGCGUGGAGACGAACGAAAGCAAGCUCCUGGACUACAGGGCAUUUGUUUCACGCUUUCACGAGCCAGCCAAAGACAUCGGCUUCAACGUGGCCGUCCUCCUGACCAACCUGUCUGAGCACAUGCCCCAUGACGGCCAGCUGCGGAACUUUCUGGAGCUAGCGGACAGUGUGCUGAGCUACUUCCAGCCUCAUCUGGGCAGGAUUGAGAUAAUGGGCAGUGGGAAGCGCAUCGAGAGGGUCUACUUUGAGAUUAGCGAGUCGAGCCGCACGCAGUGGGAAAAACCACAGGUGAAGGAGAGCAAACGCCAGUUCAUCUUUGACAUUGUGAACGAGGGAGGAGAGAAAGAAAAGAUGGAGCUGUUCGUUAACUUCUGCGAGGACACCAUUUUUGAGAUGCAGCUGGCUGCGCAGAUCUCUGGCUCUGGCCACGGGGAGGAGGCCAGGGGGAAGGAAGAGGAUGGAGCAGAAGAAAGCCAGGGGAAAGAUGAAAACGUCUAUGCAGAAAACUCCAACCCAGAAGAGCCAAAAGACUUUCUAUCUUCUUCUUUAUCAAAGAUGACAGAGAUCCUCCUGACCCCUCUGUACGGCUUAAUGUUGGUCUUUUCUCUCCUCUCCAUAAGGAAUCUGAGGAAGAACAUGAAAAAGACGUCUGUGAAGGGCUUAUUUUUGGCCAUCUUUUUCUUCUUCCAGAGUAUACUAACAGGCAUAAUUCGCACUAUUUUUGCCACUAUUUGCUUCUUCUUCUACAUCCUUUACCUGGUUUUCUUGAGCGGGUGGAUCAUUAAUAUAGCUAAAGAGACUAAACUUUCUGAGCUCGUCUAUCAUUUACGGGACCCCACCCUGGAUGAGGUCACAGAGGAGAACGAGGGGGUCAGUGAGGUCAGAGAUCAGACACAUGCCCUUUCAUCUAGAGACAUCCUGCGGGCAGUGAGUGUUGAUCUGUCAGCGGUGUCCAGAAAUCCUCAGCUGCUGACGGACAUAUUUGGCCUUCAGCUGAGGAAGGAGGGAGGGCAGUACACACUGCUGACCAGGGAGUCAGACGGCAGCCUCGGUGACCUGGUUGAUCCCUCCAAAUUCCAGACGAUGGUGUCUGAGGAAGAUUCGGAGGAGCAGGAGAAGCAGUCAGAGACAGAAAAAGCUGAAGGAGAAGAGGAUGAGAAGAAAGACAAGAGGAAGGAGCAGAAGGCCAGAAGAAGAAGCAGAAUGGCCAACUUAGACAAGGCAGCUGAGCAGGAGGUUCAGGAAUCAGCUGCUUGGAAAACCAUCUGCUCUCAGAAGACCAAGCUGCUGAACUAUUUUGCCAGGCAUUUCUACAAUAUACGGGUGCUCGCACUGUGUGUGGCCUUCACCAUCAAUUUCAUCCUACUGUUCUACAAGGUAUCCUCCAGUAAGGCUGAAGAGGAAAGUGGGAGUGAUCUCAGGGAGGAGUGGAGUGGAGAUUCAGGGGCUGUGUGUUUUGUUCUGGGGGAAAGCGGAUACAUGGAGCCUGUUCUCCACUGUCUCGCUGUUUUACACACUCUGAUUGCUUUCUGCUCCAUCAUUGGCUACUACUGUCUGAAGGUUCCUUUAGUGAUCUUCAAACGGGAGAAGGAGCUGGCACGUAACCUGGAGUUCGACGGCCUCUAUGUGACCAAGCAGCCCUCUGAGGACGACAUCAAAGGCCAGUGGGACAGACUGGUCAUUAACACUCCAUCCUACCCCAGUAAUUACUGGGAUAAAUUUGUGAAGAGGAAGGUGAUGGAGAAGUACAGUGAGUUGUAUGGCUCAGAUCGGAUCAGUGAGCUGCUGGGUUUGGAUAAAACAGCGCUGGACUUCAGCUCUGAGGCUCAGGAACGAAGAAAACCAGUCAGAGAGAGUCUCAUCACCACCCUACUGAGUGCUGUUGAUAUGAAGUAUCAAAUAUGGAAGUUAGGAGUGGUCUUCACUGAUAAUUCCUUCCUGUAUCUAACCUGGUACAUGCUGCUGUCAGUCCUGGGGCACUACAAUAAUUUCUUCUUCGCUGCACAUCUACUGGACAUCGCCAUGGGCUUCAAAACGCUACGUACCAUCCUAUCAUCUGUCACUCACAACGGCAAACAGCUGGUGCUGACUGUGGGACUGCUGGCAGUGGUGGUGUAUCUCUACACUGUAGUUGCUUUUAACUUCUUCCGGAAGUUCUACAACAAGAGUGAAGAUGGGGAGCCUUUGGACAUGAAAUGUGACGAUAUGCUGACGUGUUACAUGUUUCACAUGUAUGUCGGGGUUCGAGCUGGAGGAGGGAUCGGUGAUGAAAUCGAGGAUCCAGCAGGAGAUGAGUCUGAGUUUUACCGCGUGGUUUUUGAUAUCACCUUCUUCUUCUUUGUGAUUGUCAUCCUUCUGGCCAUCAUUCAAGGUCUGAUCAUUGAUGCCUUCGGAGAGUUAAGGGAUCAACAGGAACAGGUGAAAGAGGACAUGGAGACUAAAUGCUUUAUCUGUGGCAUUGGGAGUGAAUACUUUGACGCAGUUCCUCACGGGUUUGAGUCUCAUACUCUGCAAGAACACAACUUGGCCAACUAUCUGUUCUUUGUGAUGUACCUCAUCAAUAAAGAUGUGACAGAGCACACGGGACAGGAGUCAUACGUAUGGAAGAUGUACCAGGAGCGCUGCUGGGAGUUCUUUCCGGUUGGAGACUGCUUCCGUAAACAGUAUGAAGAUCAGCUCAGUAAAGAGAUUCCAUAAAUAUUCAGACCUGAAGGAUUAUCCUGACAUUUACCCGCCCUGCAGAAGAAUUACACCCUCUUCCUGACGUCUUUUAUCUCAUACCAUCUAAAAUAGUUGAAGAGAGAAGCUGUUUCCAUAAUUCUUCAACUGAAAUCUGUUGCAUGCUGUAUUUUCCCCAUACUCACUACUUUUUAUCUCUAUUUAUUAUUAUGUUGAUUCAGUGGCAAAGUGUGAUAUGAAAGAAUAUGAACAAAUAAAAUAAAUGUUUAAUUCCCCCAAUCAGAA